Molecule: messenger RNA, 1047 nt
Organism: Zophobas morio
Lineage: Eukaryota; Metazoa; Arthropoda; Insecta; Coleoptera; Tenebrionidae
Product: HMG box-containing protein 4
Exons: 4
Coding region: 138-983 (281 amino acids)
Source: RefSeq, a predicted model, not a curated record
GCCAUAGUGAUCUCCAAAAGAAAAACAAUCAGUGUAAUCAAUUUUCGAUUACACUUACUAAGGUGUAAUUAAUCAUUUUUGUGUUACAAAAUGCGAUCAUUGAUCGUUUAACACGUGCACAAGUGUGAAGAAACACAAUGGAGAGUUUCCAAGGAAAAAAACAAAAAUCGGAAGAAGUAACAGGUAUUUCGAGGAGUGGACGAGUCCGGAAGAAGUCUUCAAAGUUGAUGGAUUUUGAGUCGCCUGAUGAAAUCGACCGUUCGUAUAACAAGCGACAAAGUGGCUUGGGACGAAAGUCAGAGUUUGAUGUACAACCACCUAGGAAACUACCGAGACCUGAAGAUGUUUUUAUUAAGUCAGAACAUGGUUUUGAAAAUUAUGAUAUGGAUCCAAGCGAUUCAGAGUACGAGAGCGAAUACGAAUUACCUGCCAAUACUGAGUCAAGUAUAGAUUCCGUCGAUACAGACAGUGAGUUUGAUGAGCAAGAAACCGGAGGGUUUAAGAGGUUGGAUACCGAUACCUCCAAGAAACGCUUACUCAUCAAAGAUGGCAGAAUUAUUAAAACAGAGAAGCACCCCAAUAAAGCAACUGGAAAAGUCGCCCCAAAGUCAACUGGUAAAAAGACCCCCAUUUCUAAAACUUCUCCCGGAAGUUUGUCGUACGAUACGUCCAGUAUUUCUCCCCCUAGUCCUAGAGGUAAAGAUUCGUCGUAUAAAGUUAGCGGAAUUAAACCGAUAGAUGUCGCUGCACAUUUAAAAUUGUUAGGAGAAAGUCUCACGAUUAUUGGAGAGAGACUGAAGGAGCACGAAGGUCAAAUUGCCGUUUCUGGGAGCUUAUCUGUGCUCCUAGAUUCUCUUCUAUGUGCCCUUGGACCAUUGCUGUGUCUUUCACAACAAAUACCAGAAUUACAAGAAAAUUGUUGUAGUCCUGAACAGUUGAUGAGCACCUUGGACAACGUUGCUUUCAUUAUGCCAGGACUCUAGAUUAGUAAUGUUACCUUAUUGUGUUGUUGUAACAGUAAUUUACCCAAUAAAGUUAUAACAUAAC